Messenger RNA from Exophiala aquamarina CBS 119918, 933 nucleotides. RefSeq lists its product as uncharacterized. The record is from RefSeq and is a predicted model, not a curated record. The transcript is spliced from 2 exons. The coding region runs from base 1 to 933 and encodes 310 amino acids. Lineage: Eukaryota; Fungi; Ascomycota; Eurotiomycetes; Chaetothyriales; Herpotrichiellaceae. Gene Ontology annotation, molecular function: protein binding.
AUGCCACCCGCACACAAGCGAAACAUCGAUGAUUCGAGGUCUGAAACUUCCAGUUCGGUACCAAAUCACAAAGAUGGCAAGAACCAUAUAGGCCCGACCAGCGGCCCAGGGAUCCCCAAGACCAAACGUAUAGUCAAUGGCUCUUCUGCCAAAGCCCCUGUGAACGUCUUGGCUGGGUCUGCUCCGGCAGUAGCCAUCAAUCCUCCUAGCGUUGUGGACAAGGAUCCCAAACUUCCGCGUACAGAUUGGAUCUCAACUCCCAACGCCGUUCUCCGGACCUACCGGACAGCCUACCGCCUUCACGUCCCUUCCACUUUCUCCCAUCCGCACGCCGACAUCAUAUACAACUCAUCACAGACAGGCCUCCGAGCCCCUUCAGCAGUACUUGCUCGUCGCAGACUUCGCGAAGAGAAGCACCGAAGACGGAAACUCGACCAUGACCAACAGAUCAACGGUACCACCACCACAUCUUCCAACAAGAUCGGCAAAUCUAAGAACAACCUUCGCCAGGGCGAGAAGGAUAAGACCAUGACGAAAGAAUUGAAUGCAGAGACAUCCAGCACAACGGGGUCUACGGUAGCACAGUCCAUAGAGCCCCCGGACGCCACGCAAAGCAGCGAUCAGACUCAGGCCCGGACUCAGCCUCACCCGCCCUCCUCCCCAUCCUCCACCUCGACGACGUAUCUCGGUCCACGCGAGCCAGGGUCGCAGCUGGCUGCCGUGGUGCGCAAGCACUUUAACGCACAGCAGGUCAGUGAGGCCGACACCAUCGCCCGUUUCACCUAUGUUGUCCAGCAAGCCGGCCGAUCUGUAUGGACUGAAGGGUGUGGGGGUGAUAGUACCGGCUACUGGAUGGGCAGCCAUGGCCGCGAGGUCAGGAAGGCCGAUGGCCCUGGUGGUGAAGUCGGCUUUCGUCUUCGAUUUCGUCCCUGA